GCAGGGUACAUAAAAGUCAGCUGUGCUACACCUGAGAAAGUCAAUGACGAUCCCAUUCCAGAACAGAGACAAUCAAUUGCCUUUGAGAACUAAACCAUUACCAUGAGUGGGUGUCCCUUUUUAGGAAACAAUUUUGGAUAUGCUUGGAACAGGUUACGUCUAGAAGACAAUGAAGACAAAUCACAGGCUGGAAUAAAUAAAGCCAGUAAAGGAGGACUCAUCUAUGGAAACUACCUACACCUGGAAAAAGUUUUGGAUGCCCAAGAACUUCAGAGUGAAAAGAAAGGAAAUAAGAUCCAUGAUGAACAUCUUUUUAUUAUCACCCACCAAGCAUAUGAACUGUGGUUUAAGCAAAUUCUGUGGGAAUUAGAUUCUGUCCGGGAGAUUUUUCAACAUGGCCAUGUAAGAGAUGAAAGAAAUAUGCUUAAGGUUGUUACACGGAUACAUCGAAUUUCAGUGAUUUUGAAACUAUUGGUACAACAAUUUUCAGUUUUGGAAACUAUGACAGCCUUGGAUUUCAAUGACUUCAGAGAAUACUUAUCGCCAGCAUCAGGUUUCCAGAGCUUACAGUUCCGCCUAUUAGAAAAUAAGAUUGGUGUUCUCCAGAGUCUGAGAGUUCCUUAUAAUAGGAGACACUGGGAUAACUUCAAGGGAGAGGAUAAUGAACUGCUGCUGAAGUCUGAACAGGAGAAAACACUCCUACAGCUGGUAGAGGCAUGGCUAGAAAGAACACCAGGAUUAGAAACAGAUGGAUUUAAUUUUUGGGGAAAAUUGGAAAAGAAUAUCAUAAAAGGCCUGGAAGAGGAAUUCAUAAUGAUUCAGGCCAAAGAAGAAUCAGAGGAAAAGGAUGAACAGCUGGCUGAAUUCCGAAAACAAAAAGAAGUGCUGAUGUCAUUAUUUGAUGAGAAACGGCAUGAGCAUCUUCUUAGUAAAGGAGAAAGACGACUGUCAUACAAAGCUCUACAGGGAGCAUUGAUGAUAUAUUUUUACAGGGAAGAACCCAGAUUCCAGGUUCCCUUUCAACUACUGACCUCUCUCAUGGACAUUGAUACCCUCAUGACCAAGUGGAGAUAUAAUCACGUGUGCAUGGUGCAUAGAAUGCUUGGAAGCAAAGCUGGCACUGGAGGUUCCUCAGGUUACCAGUAUUUGCGCUCAACAGUGAGUGACAGGUACAAAGUAUUUGUAGAUCUGUUUAAUCUCUCGACAUACCUGGUGCCACGACAUUGGAUACCCAAGAUGAAUCCGAUCAUUCACAAAUUCCUUUACAUGGCUGAAUAUUGUGACAGCUCUUACUUCAGCAGUGACGAUUCAGAGGAUUAAUGCCAACUGUGAGGAAUGCAUGAGAGCACAUUGGAUAGUCAGGCCAUAUCAUGAGAUGGUGUGAAUUGUCAGGAAUGUGUUAAUGAUCCUCAUGUGCUUGUUGAUAUGAUUUAAACACUUCAAUGUAACAUACAAAGCUUCCUGAUGAAUAUCUUUGUCUCAAAAUGAGGGCACUGGAUUAGAUGGUCAACCACUAAAGUCCUUCCCAGCUCUAAAUCUUUGACCCUGUGAUCCAAAGUGAAUACACCGGGGAAAUAUUUGAGUUUUGUGAUGAUUUAAUGAAGAUGACUACAAAUUUAGAGCUACUGGACCUCAGAAAAUAGCCAGUCCAUCAUCCUCAUUUUGAAGAUUAAGAAACUGAAGUCUACAGAGGUUGUGAUGUGCUUGAAAUCACACAACUAAGCAGCAGGAUCAAAAUUUGAAUUUAGGAUCCAAAUCCAGCACUGUUUUCAUCUAUUAUGAGAUCACGACAAACGUCAGCUAAUUUUUUUUUUUAAUCUUUACCUUCCAUCUUAGAAUCAAUACUGUGUAUUGGUUCUAAGGCAGAAGAGCACUAAGGGCUAGGCAAUGAAAAUUAAAUGACUUGUCCAGGAUUACACAGGUAGGAAAUGUUUGAGGUCACUUUUGAACCCAGGCCCCCCUAUUUCUUUAUCCACUGACCUGCCUGCUCCUGGGCAGCUAAAAUUUUAACAUUGUAAUGCAUGCAAAUAUAGGAAAGAUCUGUGAUUUCAUCAGAAUAUAGCAUUGCUGGUAUGGAAACUCCCUCCACCAAGAGAGAUUACCACCUGUCUACAACUUAAUAAAUAACUACACAGGGAUUCUUUUUUUAAUGUCAAAAAGAUUCAAAUGGUACAGAAUGCUUAUUAUAGUGUAAAUAUUUUAUCAUUUUAUCAUUAUAUUCUCAUUAUAUCUUUUUAUAGAUUUGAAAACUUCUGGAAUGAUUUCAAAUCAUGUUUAUAUCUUUGUAAUGCAUCUGAUUCUGCAUAACUACAAAGUCCCAGAGCUGAACAUAAUAAAAAUAAUAAAACACUUCACUCUUUCCUCUGCAUUCUUGGGGAGAAUAAUGCUUAUGAGAAGGGAUAGGUUAGGAGUAUUACACCAGAAAUAGGAAUCCCUUUAUUAUCUCACACACUGCCAAGUUAUCAGACUAGAUCAGUAAACUUACUCCCAUUGGAAUGUUAUGUAACAUCAUCAAGGGAAUAUGACAAAAUGUCCAGCAACCCUGACCCACAAUGAUAACCCUUAGGGUUAGAAGGUAAAUAUAGAUAAAUAGCUAAUGCUCAUGCUUAAUCAACAUGCUCUCUCCCAAAGUAUACAGUUCUUUCUGUCAUUUAUUUAUUUAUUUUUGUCAUAUAGACAUAAAUCCAUUAGGACUCAGAGUUCCAGCCUCUGGAUCCUCAUGGAAACUUGGAAGGAGAGGAUUAUUAAAGGGUCCUUGUAUUCAGACGUAUCUGAUUAAAUAGCAUGCUUUAUAGAUAUGUAUAUUACUUUGCUAUUUUUCAAAUGUGUAUUGAUACUGGUAUGAAUAAUAAAAACAAAUUUAUAAUA
Monodelphis domestica (gray short-tailed opossum) is the source of this 2868-nucleotide messenger RNA. RefSeq names its product tryptophan 2,3-dioxygenase (gene TDO2). The record is from RefSeq and is a predicted model, not a curated record. NCBI's taxonomy places the organism in Eukaryota, Metazoa, Chordata, Mammalia, Didelphimorphia, Didelphidae. Gene Ontology annotation, molecular function: L-tryptophan 2,3-dioxygenase activity; heme binding; metal ion binding.